Molecule: messenger RNA, 1603 nt
Organism: Schistosoma turkestanicum
Lineage: Eukaryota; Metazoa; Platyhelminthes; Trematoda; Strigeidida; Schistosomatidae
Source: the annotation of a GenBank genome assembly
UUUUAAGUUUGAUGUACUCAAAGGUCAUAAUAACAUGUUUAUUUAUAAACUAAUUUAUCGAAUAGCUCAUUUAUAUGUAUACUUGAAUGGAAAUAGGAAUUUUUCGAAGUGACCAGAAUAUCUUGUAUUAUUUUCCAAGCAAACCAAUAAGGGAAAAUAAAGGCCAACCUUUGGGAAAUUUCGGAAAACAUUCAUCAGUGAGAUCGGUACAAAUUCAGGCCAUAAUGCAUCAAAUCGCCUCCUUUUUCCAAAGCACGGAAAUCGCAAAUAUUGUUAUCAAACCCCAAACGGUCAAAGAUCUUCAAAUCUCUGAUACCAUCAAACAAUAAACUUACUUCUUAAUGGCAACAAAUCGUCUUCCUCGUUUAAUAUGGGAACAGUUGACAAGCUUCCUUCCACCAGUAUAUCUUUAUGAAGUCCAUUGUAUCAUUGGUGAAGAUCUUGUGGAUCAGACAUUGGAAUUAAAAUCAGAAAUUAUUUCUAUUUUAGAACUAGCUAAUAAUGACGAAUCUUUACAACUAGUUUUUCUAAACUCUCCAACUCACCCAGUUGAUGAGAAAUGUUUCUCUUCCCUUAAUUUUUAUGUUACUGAAAAAUCAAAGCAAGAAAACCCAGAUCAAGUAAUCGAUGGUUUAAAUGAAAAAUCUGAACUUGAAUGUUGCAUUCAAACAAUCAGAAAUGCUUUACUGACAGAAAUUUCAUCUCUGAAAACUUAUUUACAAGAUAUUCAGAAUUCUUUUUUGGCAAACUUCAACAAACCAAAGUAUGAACAGGAAAAUAUCAGUCAUUCCCGUAAAAUAGAUUCAACAUUAUCCAAAUCAAAAACAGUUCACAAAAACUCUGUAACUAACAAGAAACUGUCUUGCGGUUUAGAGUUUCUUCUUGGUCAAGAUUCACUCAAUGGAUUACUGUAUAAUCCAACAAUUCCUUACUCACCAAGAUUUUCUUCAUCACAGUCAUCAGUUGAUAAUUCCUCUUCUCCAUCCUCAUCAAGAGCUAUCUGCCAAUUAUCCACCGCAAAAGUUAAUAAAAUAAAUAAGAAUAUUGAUAACAAAAAAAGAGAAACAAAGCAAUUACAAAAUGGUAAAAAUCCGAAACUCACUGAACAGGUUUGUGUACCUGUAAUUUUAAAUCCACUAAAACCUAACUCUGCUAAACAGUUGAAACAAUCUUUCUCAGUGAAUAAAUUUCAAACAACUAAUCAACGAUUAUCCGAACCCUAUUCAAAUAGAUCAUUUAGUGUGGAGAGAAAUUUUCCUGAUUACAAUCGUUGCAAUUCAGCACAACGAUUUCGGCAAAUGAUACUGAAAGCACGUCAAGAAAGUGAAAAUUGUUAGAAGUGAAUCAAAACUAAUUCAUCCAUCAUUGCUGUGCUCUGCCCUUUUUGAUUGAUCACAUCGAAUUCCAGCUAAUUAUUGCAAUUUUUAAUUAUGUCAAUUAUUUAUAUCAAAAACAUGUUGAUUUAGUGGGUGAAAUAGCAGUGUAAAUAUUUUUCACUAAAAUAUAGGAAAAUUUUCUUUGUUUUUUUAUAUUUCAGUUUCUGUCUUUUAUGUGAUGAUUUAAGUUACUGAAAUUGUUGCGCUUUUUUGUCGACAAGUUUCAC